UCGAUUUAGGGAUUUGAGGAGGAGUUGUUGGAGAAGGAGGUGACGAAGGCGGCGGAGUCGCUGUCGUCUCGCACACUUAACCCCACGAACCCAACACACCCAUUUCUCCAGAACGCACUCAACUCCUCCGUCGUAGAUUCCAAGACCAGUGUGUCGUUUCUGUAGGUCCUGGCAGGGACUCGGCGAUUUCUGGGAUUUGGGUUGAUCCCUCUCUUAUGGCAGUCCCUCAUUCUUAAGGAAAAGGAUGUUCAGUGCUCCAAAAAGAAAAGAUAUAUCCAUGACCCAACAGUAAUAUAUGAGAUAUCAGCAAAACAAGGAAAUACAGUCCUGAUUCCUGAACCAUGUCCUUCCAGCUUCACAAUUGACAAGAACAAGUGCGUGCCACUUUCAAUGGAGAACCAGAGGAAUAAUAAGGUGGGGUAUUUACUGAUCGAACACCUGUUCAUGGACAAUCAGCAUAUCCCUCUGGUUCUCCAUCAAAAGCGUAUGCAUUUCUCCUUAUCAGAGACUCUCUGCUAAUGUUCCUGUUCAACUUCAUGAGAGGUUUCAAGGUGAGAGUAUCACUAGGUCCUCAGUUAUAGAGAAACCUGGAGACCAUGGAGAAGCACACUUAGUAGGUCUGGGUGGAACUAGAAUUCCGUAAACCAUUUCUAAUAUUAAGUUAUGCUGGAGGGUAAGGAACAUUUUUUCCCUUUGUGUUUUCCUUGCUUAUUUGGCUAGUAGUCUUGGUUAAAUUGUUUACCUGUUCUGGGUAGUCAUUUUGUUUUUAUUUGUCAAAAUGAAGUUGAAUGAUCUGAUAGCGGCAGGGGACAUUAAGCAUUGGAAAUAUUUGCCAAUGGUAACGUUUGAGAGCAAAAUUUGGGAAUAUCUAGGUCGAAAAUGCAUCAGCCAUGAAGACCGUCGAUUGAGUUUUGAUUGGGAUUCUGGAAGCACACACGUCUAUCAUUGUUACGUCAACGUGGAUGGGAGUUACAGAUUCAAGCCAGCCAGAACUGUUGAUUUUGGCACCUGUGAUCAAUCGGUUCCAGAGGCAUAUCCAGAUAAGGAUGAGGAGACAAAUGGCUACUUGGCACAAUAUUCGUCAACUGGUUUUACUGAUAUGGGGAACACAACUGAUGAAGGUUCUUAUUUUGGCAAGGACAAAUCAUUGGAGCUCAAUCUAUUCAAGGUUGAUAGUACAUACCUAAUGAGAAAAUUAGCAUUGUAG
This is a messenger RNA of Rosa rugosa (rugosa rose), 1207 nucleotides long. Its product is annotated as probable RNA-dependent RNA polymerase 3. Lineage: Eukaryota; Viridiplantae; Streptophyta; Magnoliopsida; Rosales; Rosaceae. The record is from RefSeq and is a predicted model, not a curated record. The transcript is spliced from 8 exons. The coding region runs from base 779 to 1207 and encodes 142 amino acids.